This is a messenger RNA of Eimeria acervulina, 996 nucleotides long. RefSeq names its product mitotic checkpoint protein bub3, putative. Gene Ontology annotation, molecular function: ubiquitin binding. Gene Ontology annotation, biological process: mitotic spindle assembly checkpoint signaling. The coding region runs from base 1 to 996 and encodes 331 amino acids. The transcript has 9 exons. The record is from RefSeq and is a predicted model, not a curated record. Gene Ontology annotation, cellular component: mitotic checkpoint complex; bub1-bub3 complex; kinetochore. Lineage: Eukaryota; Apicomplexa; Conoidasida; Eucoccidiorida; Eimeriidae.
AUGAUGCCCACACUCUAUGCUGGGCACGAAGAAUGCCACCUUAUCGCCAAAAAAAGCCCUGCGCUACAGCAUCAUUUGAUUGAAAUGCUACGGGUGUAUGACGUGGACAAUUCAGAGCUGAUUUCUCAGCAUGAAUUCCAAGCUGCCCCUUUGGACUGCUGCUUCUUGUCAGACUUCAAUCGCGUUGCAGUGGGAGGAUUAACUGGAGGAAUACACGUCUUUGACGUUCAUGGUGCUAAGAUAUCCCAAGUCGGCCGCCAUGACGCCCCUGUUCGUUCUGUGCGCUUCCACAGGCCAACGAAUCUCGUCUACUCUGGUGGAUGGGACAACACGAUUCGCGCAUGGGAUUUGCGCUCUCCGAGGGAGAUUGGUAUGGCGGCGAUACACGGUAAAGUGUACGCAAUGGAUUUGAAUGAUGACAAACUAGUGGUCUGCGACUCUAUGAAGCGGACUUACAUAUAUGACAUCCGAAACGGCGCGGAGAUGAUCAACGCGGAAUAUCGCGAGUACGGUUGUUCAGAUGCUGGGGCCUCUGAUCAAAUUCUCAAGUACCAGAUAAGAUCAGUCCGGUGUUUCCCCAACGGCCAGGGAUUCGCCGCAUCUUCAAUCGAAGGGCGCGUCACCUGGGAAUAUUUUGAUCCCAACCCUGAGGUGCAGUCCCGGAAGUACGCCUUCAAGUGCCACAGGAUUAAAGAGGCCGACGGCUCGGAGACAGCCUGCCCCGUGAACUCGAUUGUCUUCCAUCCUCGGUAUGGAACUUUCGCCACAGGAGGUUCUGACGGCGGCGUGUCAAUUUGGGACGGGUUAAGCAAGAAGAGGCUAUGCAGGGUUCCCCCUCUACCUACAAGCGUUUCAAGCUUGGCCUUCAACUCUAGCGGCACUCUUCUUGCAAUGGCAGUUUCAUAUAUGUUUGAACGGGGACCGCAACCGGGGCAACCCAAACCCCAAAUUAUCGUGCGCGCCGUGAGAGAAGAGGAUGUGCGCCCGAAGUCCUGA